Messenger RNA from Sesamum indicum (sesame), 1066 nucleotides. RefSeq names its product NADPH:quinone oxidoreductase. The record is from RefSeq and is a predicted model, not a curated record. Gene Ontology annotation, molecular function: oxidoreductase activity; FMN binding. Gene Ontology annotation, cellular component: cytosol. Lineage: Eukaryota; Viridiplantae; Streptophyta; Magnoliopsida; Lamiales; Pedaliaceae.
GCUUUCUACCUUCCAACAUAAAGGGAACCAGUCUGAAUCUACUGUGAUGUGGAUUUAAGAUUUUGGUGUGCUUUUCUUUGGACGUAUUAUCUAAUCAACUUUUCCGUUUGCCGCCGGAGACAAGAGAAUCCAUGGCGGCGGCGGCACCUCCACCGAUCAUCAAAGUUGCUGCACUCUGCGGUUCUCUCCGCAAAGGGUCCUACAAUCGCGGCCUGCUUCGUGCAGCGAUGGAGGUAUCGAAGUCAAUUAAUGGUUUGGAGAUAGAGUAUGUGGACAUAUCACCAUUACCAUUUCUGAACACGGAUCUUGAAGUAGAUGGAACCUACCCACCCGUUGUAGAGGCUUUCAGGCAGAAGAUUCUUGCUGCUGAUAGCGUAAUUUUUGCUUCACCUGAGUACAAUUACUCCGUCACAGGACCUCUAAAGAAUGCAAUCGAUUGGGCAUCCAGGCCCCCGAAUGUUUGGGCUGAUAAAGCUGCUGCUAUAGUGAGCACCGGAGGGGGUUUUGGUGGGGGCCGGUCGCAAUAUCAUCUCCGUCAGAUUGGGGUUUACCUUAAUCUUCAUUUCAUCAAUAAGCCAGAGUUCUUUCUGAAUGCAUUCCAACCUCCUCCGAAAUUUGAUACUGAGGGCAACUUGAUUGAUGAUGCAACCAAGGAGAGAUUGAAAGAGAUUCUCUUAUCCUUGUAUACUUUCACUCUGCGUCUCCAAGGUAAGCGUGAUUAGUUUGUUGCUGGCUUUUAUACGCGAGCACUAUGCCGGUCUAUUUUCAUUGAUUGAAUAAAAACCGGGAGAUGAGUUUCCAACAUGGCAAUUCUCUUUGGUCUGGUUGUAAGGUGCACUCAGCAUUUUAGAUGCCUGUUGUUCUGUGACUUGAAAGACUGCCACAAACACGAGCUUCUUGUUGCUUUCAAGAUAUUAAUCAAGUGUAUUCUUCACUGCCAUGUUGUUCUAGCAAGUAUCUAAACUCUAUGACUACUUUUAAAGUUGGAGAACUGUGAUGACAAUAUUCUUGUACAUUGUGGAUUAAUUUCAAUCUGCUGAAAUUUGACAAACCUUUCUUGUACUUA